This is a messenger RNA of Dama dama (fallow deer), 7775 nucleotides long. It is a transcript of the gene TTPAL, whose product is annotated as alpha tocopherol transfer protein like. The transcript is spliced from 6 exons. Gene Ontology annotation, molecular function: phosphatidylinositol bisphosphate binding. Gene Ontology annotation, cellular component: membrane. The coding region runs from base 504 to 1562 and encodes 352 amino acids. NCBI's taxonomy places the organism in Eukaryota, Metazoa, Chordata, Mammalia, Artiodactyla, Cervidae. The record is from RefSeq and is a predicted model, not a curated record.
UCCCAUGAAAUUCACAUUCUAGUGAGCAGAUCCCCCCUUUGUAAAAUAGUUAACAGUAUUAGUGUUCUCACCAAAUAUUGUGAAGAUUAAACGAGAGAUGGAUGUAAAAUGCUAAUCAUAGUGCUCGAUACAUGAUAAAACAUGCAUGAACAUAUUAUCUCUUGUCAUCAUUCCACUGAGUUAAAUUUCAUAAAGCAAGCAAUUAUGUUGUAUGUUGUUGUGUGCACAGCACUGCUAAGCAUAGUGCCUGCCACAGGUGAUCAGUAAUUAUUUAAUAAAUGAAUGGAUGGGUAAAACUGACUCAGAAGAGUUUCGGAUAAACACACAUGACACUGGACUGCAGUUUCUAAAAGAGAAAUAGGAACCCAGUGCUGUGGAACACUGGAGUUACCCUGGAGAAGUCAAGGAAGGCUUCAUAGAGGAGGUGACAUUGAAGCUAGGCCUGGAAGGUGAUGAUUUGCCUGGUUGGAAACAAAUAAGAUUCCACAUGUAAAUGAAACCGUAUGACAUCUGUAAGGGGAUCCUGGGAGCUCAUGUCAGAAGAAAGUGACUCGCUGAGAACCAGCCCUUCCGCGGCCUCGCUUUCGGAAAAUGAGCUGCCGCAGCCUUCCGCCCCCGCCGGCUAUGUGUGCUCGCUGACCGAGGACCUGGUGGCCAAAGCCAGGGAGGAGCUGCAGGAGAAGCCGGAGUGGAGGCUCCGCGACGUGCAGGCCCUGCGGGACAUGGUGCGCAAGGAGUGCCCCCAUCUGAGCACCUCGCUGGAGGACGCCUUCCUGCUGCGCUUCCUCCGCGCCCGCAAGUUUGACUACGACCGGGCCCUCCAGCUGCUCAUCAACUACCACAGCUGCCGGAGAAGCUGGCCCGAAGUCUUCAACGACCUGCGGCCUUCCGCCUUGAAGGAGGUCCUGGCCUCCGGCUUCCUCACCGUCCUGCCGCACACCGACCCCAGGGGCUGCCCCAUCCUCUGCCUCCGCCCAGACAGGUGGAUCCCAAGCAACUAUCCAAUUACAGAAAACAUCCGAGCCAUAUACCUGACAUUAGAGAAACUCAUUCAGUCUGAAGAAACCCAGGUGAAUGGAAUUGUAAUUCUUGCAGACUACAAAGGAGUGAGCUUAUCAAAGGCAUCUCAUUUUGGCCCUUUUAUAGCCAAAAAGGUGAUUGGCAUCCUUCAGGACGGUUUCCCCAUUCGGAUAAAAGCAGUCCAUGUAGUGAAUGAACCUCGAAUAUUUAAAGGUAUUUUUGCCAUCAUAAAACCAUUCCUGAAGGAGAAGAUAGCAAACAGAUUUUUCCUUCACGGGUCUGACCUGAACUCUCUCCACACAAACCUUCCAAGAAACAUCCUCCCCAGGGAAUACGGGGGCACGGCUGGAGAGCUGGACAUCACCGCCUGGAACGCCGUGCUGCUGGCCUCGGAGGAGGACUUCGUGAGGGAGUUCUGCCAGCCCGGCCCUCCCUGUGACAGCAUCCUGGGCCAGGCCCUGCCGCCCGAGGGGCUGAGCUCGGAGGCGCCCUGUGAUGACUCCGUGCGGGCUGUGAAAUCACAGCUAUACUCCUGCUACUAGCCAGUCCCCCGCGAACGGCACCAUCUUUACAAGCUUUCCUUCCUUCUUCGGAGAGGCCCAAGGAGGAUUCGAGCUGCCAGGGAUUGUCUUGCUCCUUGGAACAGAACUGCAGCAUGGAGGCAAAGCCUGGAGAGCUCUGAGCCACAGGGUGAGGCUUGGGUGGCUUGAAUGACUCUGUGGAAGAUGUGGAGAAAGUCCCCCAGCAAUUCUGAAACAUUUGCAAUCCCAGUGUGCAGCCACGAAUGUGGAAGCCGUAUCCGGUUCUUACAGAGCUCAAAGCAAGGAAAAUCAGGACCAACAACACUUUGAUCCCACAUUCCAGGAGAAAACCCCAAUUGGCCAGGCAGUGCACUCCUGUGAGACAGUUUGGCCAAGCCUGCCAGGUAGCCACAUGUGAGAUGAUGAGAUUGUCUUGAAAGACAGACUACAGACCUCUCAGCUUGAAAGUGUGAGGUCCAUCACUGGGUCUGGAAAGCACCUUCACUGAAUCAUGCAAGAAGACAGCAGCAGCACCUCCUGAUCAAACUCGGGAACCAGGGACCUUAUGUACCUCUGGGGUUCAUGGGUUGAAUCUUGCAAUAGAACCUUAAAGUUUUCCCGAACCCAUAAAGCCUUAGUCCUGGUUCUCAAAAGAAUCAUACAUGAUCCUAGACACACGUGAUUUUACUCAACCAUGAAGCCUGGACGCCAGUCCUGUGUAGCUAAAAGAAUUCUGGCCUAAGAUUUAUGAGACCUGCGCCCCAACCUUAGACGUGUUUCUGUGGACACACGAGCCUCUGUGGGCCUCCAGCCUUCUCAUCUGUAAAAUGAGGCUGAAUGAAGUGAUGCUGAGGGCCCUUUUGGCUACUAAUGGGCCUCUGCUAUUUGGUUAUUUAUUGAAUGUUAGACAUUGGUUUUCUGCCUAGAAAGAGCACUCUCUAGAUACCAGUAGUUGGAUUCUGUACUUUUGUGGUAUGCAUAGGCCUUCCCAAGAGGGAUGCGUCAUUGUUUUGGCCCUGUCUUUAAAGAAAUGAGUGGAUUCAGCAAUACCCAUUUUCCUUUCACAGGGAGGGUUGAACUUGAAAAUGAUGGCCUUUGUGAAGGCAGAUGAAAUGCCCAUGAUCUUGGAUGAAUUCCUUCAAUCUCUAAGACUCUGGCUUAUAUUUUAAACUUGGCGAGGUAAAGGGAUAAAUUAAUUGACAUUUUUAAAAUUUGGCCUCUGGAAAUAAGGGCAAGUUAUUCUGGGCCACCCCCGCCACAACACACUUGAGUUUCUAUCUCUUGUGUCCAGCCAGACUGAAUGUUAAUUCUGCAUUUUAGCACUUUAGACCCUUCCUGUCAAGAACUUAGCCUUAGCCCAAGCAUCAAAUUAGGUGGUUCAUCUGAUGGCCUUUGACCUAUUUCCUUUCAUUCAUUCCAUGCAAAUUGCGGUGUUAAAAAGUGACAGGUACCACGCAUUGUGUGUGUUACCUUCUCUGUGCAUUUGUUAGAGCAGCAGCAGGCAGCCUGAAUGACUCAGUUAGGACUAGAACAGUCCUCUGAAAUGUCAAGGCCAAUCAGUUGUUCAUAAGCUGUUUCUCUCUGUAGCACUUUUUAAAAUGUCUGGAGAAGUUGUUGGUGGAAGUGACUUACCUCAUUCGUGCCAAUUCUAGGAAGAACUGUUUUCACCAUAGAUACUAACCUUGGAUGCUCUAGGGAUCUGGCUGGGUGGGAGGUGUCAAAAUACACACCCUUGGCUGCCUCUAGUCCCAUCUAGACAAUGCCAUGACAGUGAUGGCGUGACCGCCAUUGCUGGAAAAGUCUCAAUGGGACAAGUGGGAUGGCUAUAGUAAUAAGUUCAGAACCCAAUUGUCUGGGAGAAUUGGUCAGAGGUUUUCUUAGGUCCCAAAGAGGACAGAGAUUAAAAAACACAACAGAAAAGUUAGACGUGAAUCAGGCCCACCAAGUUUCCAAGGUUUGAACUGGCAUUGCGUUCCUGGCAAGCUGCCUUUGUCCACGUGUCUUAAUGUGGGGAUGGCCAAGCUCACCUCCAGAAAUUUCUCAAAGACCAGGAAGGGUGUUGCCCAUUUCCCAGACCUUCCCAGUUAGAUCAGGGAGCUGUUUCAUUCAGCUUCCGAAAGGAGUCAGGGCCAAGGGUUGUCUGCCUUCUGGAGCUGCUGUGUUUUAUGUUGGCUCCAGGGAGAGCAAAUGGUUUUGGCACCUCAGGAGGCUUGCUCCAAGCUGUGAAAGCGGGACCUCCCUGGGUGGAAACUAUGGCCAUCUCUGCCUGGCUUCUGUCUGCGGCUGCCUCAGCAGGGCAGGGGAAUGACCACAGGGGCACCCCGGGAGUUUCACUCAGCGGUGGGGGCAUAGUGACAGAGCAAGUAAUUGAACACCAGGAGAACUGAGUGUAUUCCUUAAGGGAAAAGUUCUGAUUCAUUUCAGACACCUGAAAAUGAAUGUUUCCUGCAAUUUAGGGCUGUGUGCUGUAGGCAAGGGAAAGAAAUAGUAAACCAGGAGGCCCAAGUCCAGCUGUACUUUGCCACUUGGCCUUGGUCAGCUGCUGAACUCCCUGAAUGGUCCUAUGAUAAAGGGUGUCUACACUUGGGAGCCCUGAACCCUCUGUUCCUGGCAUCAGAGGAUUUGUUUCUCCCUGCCCACCCCCCCACCCCCGCCAUCUGAAUGACCCUUUAGGCAGUUUAGGUCUGAAUGAACUGACACCUAACGCUUCCAAAUGAGUCUGUCAGCUUAGGUAAUGGGUUGGGGGAGUUCUUCCUCCUCUUCUGUACAGAAUUCUGGAAAAUUGUGCUUCUUCCUGGAAUUCUGUUCUUUCACGGCAAGAGGCUGGGAGUAAUCUACAGAAAUAGCCAAAAGUGCAACAACCCUGGCCUCCUCUCUUGAGUUUCCUAUUUUCUGUCAGCAAAGGUGGCCUCAGCUCCCUAGUACUUCACCCUGCUUUCACAAGGAGCAGCCUGUCCUUCAGUCAGUUCAGUUGCUCAGUCAUGUCCGACUGUUUACGACCCCAUGAACUGCAGCACGCCAGGCUUCCCUGUUCUUCACCAACCUCCCGAAGCUUGCUCAAACUCAUGUCCAUUGCGUCGGUGAUGCCAUCCAACCAUCUCAUCCUCUGUUGUCCCCUUCUCCUCACGCCUUCAAUCUUUCCCAGCAUCGGGGUCUUUUCUAAGGAGUCAGUUCUUCACAUCAGGUGGCCAAAGAAUAUUGGAGUUUCAAUUUCAGCAUCAGUCCUCCCAAUGAAUAUUCAGGACUGAUUUCCUUUAUGAUUGGCUGGUUUGAUCUCCUGGCAGUCCAAGGGACUCUCAAGAGUCUUCUCCAACACCACAAAAACAAAAGCAUCAAUUCUUUGGUGCUCAGCUUUCUUUAUAGUCCAACUCUCACAUCCAUACAUAUGGAAAAACCAUAGCUUUGGCUAGACGGAUCUUUGUUGGCAGAGUAAUGUCUCUGCUUUUUAAUAUGCUGUCUAGGUUGGUCAUAGCUUUUCUUCCAAGGAGCAAGUGUCUUUUAAUUUCAUGGCUGCAAUCACCAUCUGCAGUGAUUUUGGAGCCCAAAUAAAGUCUCACUGUCUCUAUUGUUUCCCCAUCUGUUUGCCACGAAGUGAUGGCACUGGAUGCCAUGAUUUUAGUUUUCUGAAUGUUGAGUUUUAAGCCAACUUUUUCAUUCUCCUCUUUCACUUUCAUCAAGAGGCACUUUAGUUCUUUUUCGCUUUCUGCCAUAAGGGUGGUGUUAUCUGCAUAUCUGAGGCUAUUAUUUCUCCCGGCAAUCUUGAUUCCAGCUUCUGUAUCAUACAGCCCAGCAUUUCACAUGAUGUACUCUGCAUAUAAGUUAAAUAAGCAGGGUGACAAUAUACAACCUUGAUGUACUCCUUUCCCUAUUUGGAACCAGUCUGUUGUUCCAUGUCCAGUUCUAACUGUUGCUUCUUGACCUGCAUACAGGUUUCUCAGAAGGCAGGUAAGGUGGUCUGGUAUUCUCAUCUCUUUAAGAAUUUUCCACAGUUUCUUGUGGUCCACACAGUCAAAGGCUUUGGCGAAGUCAAUAAAGCAGAAGUAGAUGUUUUUCUGGAACUCUCUUGCUUUUUCAAUGAUCCAUUGGAUGUUGGCAAUUUGAUCUCGGGUUCCUCUGCCUUUUUUAAAUCCAGCUUGAACAUCUUGAAGUUCGUGAUUCACAUACUUUGAAGCCUGGCUUGGAGAAUUUUGAGCACUACUUUGCUAACAUGUGAGAUGAGUGCAAUUGUGCGGUAGUUUAAACCUUCUUUGACAUUGCCUUUCUUUGGGAUUGGAAUGAAAACUGACCUUUUCCAGUCCUGUGGCCACUGCUGAGUUUUCCAAAUUUGCUGGCAUAUUUAGUGCAGCCCUUUCACAGCAUCAUCUUUCAGGAUUUUAAAUAGCUCAACUGGAAUUCCAUCACCUCCACUAGCUUUGUUCAUAGUGAUGCUUUCUAAGGCCUACUUGACUUCACAUUCCAGGAUGUCUGGCUCUAGGUGAGUGAUCACACCAUCAUAGUUAUCUGGCUCAUGAAGAUCUUUUUUGUAUAUUUCUCCUGUGUAUUCUUGCCACCUCUUCUUAAUAUCUUAUGCUUCUGUUAGGUCUAUACCAUUUCUGUCCUUUAUUGUGCCCAUCUUUGCAUGAAAUGUUCCCUUGGUAUCUCUAAUUUUCUUGAAGAGAUCUCUAGUCUUUCCCAUUCUGUUGUUUUCCCUUACUUCUUUGCAUUGAUCACUGAGGAAGUCUUUAUCUCUCCUUCUGUUCUUUGGAGCUCUGCAUUCAAAUGGGUGUAUCUUUCCUUUUCUCCUUUGUCUUUAGCUUCUCUUCUUUUCUCAGCUAUUUGUAAGGCGUCCUCAGACAAACCAUUUUGCCUUUUUGCAUUUUUUUCUUGGGGAUGGUCUUUUUUUUUUUUAAUUUUUUUAUUAAUGUAUUUUUGGCUGCUCUGCAUCUUCACUGCUUCCUGUGGGCUUCUCUAGUCGCGGCGAGUGGGGGCUACUGUCGUGGGGAGCGGGCUGCUCACUGCAAUAGCUUCUCUUGUGGACCACGGGCUCUAGGGCCCUCGGGCUUAGGUGUCCCGCGGCAUGUGGGAUCAUUCCAGGCCAGGGAUUGAACCCGUGUCCCCUGCACUAGCAGGCAGAUUCUUAACCACUGGACCACCGGGGAAGUCCCGGGGAUGGUCUUGAUCAUGCCUCCUGUACAAUAUCACGAACCUGACAUUGCUCAAUGUCACGAGCCUGUCCUUAGAGCUUUACAAACACUUCAGUUCACAAGAUACUACAUUUUUGCCAGAAAGUGAGUCAGGGUAAUAAGAGAUAUUUUCCCUGAAUUCCUGUGAGAUGUUGAGGCUUUCAGAAAUCUCCGUGGGUGGGCAGUUACUUUAAAUGCCAUCUGAUUCUCAGAUCAGUUAUGGGGUCGCUUUUUCAUUUGGGUAGCCAAAAGCUAUGGUACUGUUGUGGCAUUAUCCUAAUACCUCAUUUUAAGGUUUUCCUUUGAAACCACUUCUUUCAUUUAGCAAGUAAAAUGUCCGCUAAGCUAGUGAUGUGUGGCUGUCCUGUGGCAUGACAGUCGUGGAGAUCGCAAACAGAAAACAUAGCAACUGUUCAGGAAAGAUGUCCAGUCACACUGGACAUCUGAAAAGUCACACUUUUCAGGACUGAGGUCCGUGAGUUUUGUAAACCUCGAAUAAAUUCCCUUCUGCUCUCCUGAUGCAGAAAUGGCUUGAAAUGCAAGUAAUAAAUAAUGUCAGAGUCAUAUUCUUCCUUCAUAGCGCUUGCUCCAUGCGAAGGCCCAGGGUAAUUUGUGAAUGGCCUUGCUAGUGACCGUUCUGCUCUUUGCCAAUUAGCCACUUGUCCUUUCAUCUCACUGGGCACCAUGUUUAGUUGGGCUGUUAAGUAGCUGCCAUCCACUGGGAUUCUUGUGGAUAUGCCUUGACCUCAGGUGGGAACCUGUUACAAGUAAAAUACUUGAAACUUCUCUGGGGCCAAGAGCCUCUCUCAAUGACUCUGAAGGGGUUAGAGAUGGACUAAUUGUGACCAGAUUGGGGCAUCAUUUCGGCCACUGGUUGCCUUCCUCACUUCAAACUGAAAUUCAGUUUGGCUUCAAGUAUAGGGACACAUGGUGGUGGAUUCAUCUACUUCAGUGUUUGUUUUGACCAAAAGUUUAUUUUUCUAGUGCAUUUUCUAAGUCAAAAUGGUGAAAACAUGUAAUUUUAGUAUGCAUGACUGGGUCUUAAAUAAUAAAAAAAUCUCUGUAAGGCUGA